This is a messenger RNA of Huiozyma naganishii CBS 8797, 456 nucleotides long. It is a transcript of the gene RAD6, whose product is annotated as E2 ubiquitin-conjugating protein RAD6. NCBI's taxonomy places the organism in Eukaryota, Fungi, Ascomycota, Saccharomycetes, Saccharomycetales, Saccharomycetaceae. Bases 1 to 456 code for a protein of 151 amino acids. The record is from RefSeq and is a predicted model, not a curated record. Gene Ontology annotation, molecular function: ubiquitin conjugating enzyme activity. Gene Ontology annotation, cellular component: HULC complex. Gene Ontology annotation, biological process: protein polyubiquitination; proteasome-mediated ubiquitin-dependent protein catabolic process; DNA repair. The transcript has a single exon.
AUGAAGGAAGAUGCACCACCAGGUGUCUCGGCAUCGCCGCUGCCGGACAACGUCAUGGUAUGGAAUGCCAUGAUUAUUGGGCCAGCAGACACUCCAUACGAAGACGGGACCUUUAGGCUACUACUAGAAUUCGACGAAGACUACCCGAAUAAACCUCCGCACGUGAAAUUUCUCUCAGAGAUGUUCCAUCCCAACGUCUAUGCCAAUGGUGAAAUUUGUCUAGAUAUUCUGCAAAACAGGUGGACGCCCACGUACGAUGUCGCGUCGAUCUUGACCUCGAUUCAAAGUCUGUUUAAUGACCCAAACCCUGCAUCCCCGGCGAACGUAGAGGCCGCAACACUGUUUAAAGAUUACAAGUCGCAGUACGUCAAGAGGGUAAAGGAAACUGUGGAGAAGUCAUGGGAAGAUAAUAUGGACGAUAUGGACGAUGACGAAGAUGAAUCUGAAGACGAGUGA